GGUGGCGAGCGGAGCGAGCCACCGAGCCCGAAGCGUGGCGAGCGUACUUUUCGGGUACCCUGUUUGGCCGUAGCUCCUCCCCCUGGUGACGUGUCUCCGCCCCUAGGUACGUCACAAGGUCCCUUCUACCACUCCAAUAUAGAACCAACCGUGUGGCCGGGGCUCCAGUCAGUCUCCUGCAUCAGUCAGACCUUGUAACUGAUAUUACACUCCUCACUCUCUUCACAUAUGGUGCUGAGUAUAUAGAGGAACACGGGUCUGUACAAGGACGUGAUGAUGGAGAAUCACCGGCCCCUCACAUCACUGGAUGGGCCCAGUAACAGAGAUACCCCAGAGAGAUGUCCCCGUCCUCUGUAUUCCCAGGAUUGUAAAGAGGAGAAUCCCAGGAUCCCACAGGAGGAUCAGAGUGAACAAUUGACUGAAAUUAAGACAGAAGAUAUAGAUGGCGAAGAAGAGAGGUAUGAGACUGACAGUAAAGGAGAAGAUAUAAAGAAGGAAGAGGAGAAAUAUGUGAGGAGAUAUCAACAGUGUAAGGAGGAGAAAAUCCCUACAGAUAUCAGCACAGCAGGUGGACUCCUAGGUAUGAACACCCGGGAAGGGCCUCUCAGUGUAUCUUCUGAUUUUGAUAACAAAGAUAAAAUAACACAAGAUUCUCCAGGAGACAACGCCAGUAUACAUCCAACACCUGACAGUGCAGAUAUAUCAUCUAACUCCACUCAUUAUGAGGAACAUUUUCCUGAUCACUCAGAUGUUGCCACACACAAGAGAACUAAUAGGAGAGCUCAUAGAGUUCCUACUGUAAUUUCCUGCUCGGAGUGUGGGAAAUGUUUUCCACAUAAAUCAGAGCUUGUUACACAUCAGAGAAGUCACACAGGUGAGAGGCCAUUUCCAUGCUCUGAGUGUGAGAAAUGUUUUAAACAGAAAUCACAACUUAUUACACAUCUGAGAACCCACACAGGGGUGAAACCAUUUCCAUGCUCUGAGUGUAAGAAAUGUUUUAAACAGAAUUCAAAACUUAUUACACAUCUGAGAAUCCACACAGGGGAGAAACCAUUUCCAUGCUCCGAGUGUGAGAAAUGUUUUAACCAGAAAUCAGAACUUAUUAGACAUCUGAGAACUCACACAGGGGAGAAACCAUAUCCAUGUUCUGAAUGUGGGAAACGUUUUUCAAGAAAGUUGGCUCUUGUUAACCAUCAGAGAAUUCACACAGGUGAGAGGCCAUAUCCAUGCUCUGAGUGUGAGAAAUGUUUUAAACAGAGCUCCCAGCUUUUUAAACAUCUGAGACGUCACACAGGGGAGAGACCUUAUCAAUGCUCAAACUGUGGGAAACGUUUUAUAGAGAAAUCAGAUCUUAUUAAACAUCAGAGAAGUCACACAGGUGAGAGGCCAUAUACAUGUCCUGAGUGUAAGAAAUGUUUUACACAGAAAUCAGAUCUUGUUACACAUCUGAGACGUCACACAGGGGAGAGACCUUAUCAAUGCUCUGAGUGUGGGAAAAGUUUUAUAGACAAAUCAGACCUUACUACACAUCAGAGAAGUCACACAGGUGAGAGGCGAUAUACAUGUUCUGAGUGUGAGAAAUGUUUUACACAGAAAUCAGAUCUUGUUACACAUCUGAGACGUCACACAGGGGAGAGACCUUAUCCAUGCUCUGAGUGUGGGAAAUGUUUUAUAGUCAAAUCACAGCUUAUUAGACAUCAGAGAAGUCACACAGGUGAGAAGCCGUUUCCAUGCUCUGAGUGUGGGAAAUGUUUUACAGCCAAAUCACAUCUUAUUAGACAUCAGAGAAGUCACACAGGUGAGAAGCCAUUCUGCUGCUCGGAGUGUGGGAAAUGUUAUAUGUUUAAAUCCAGUCUUGUUGUACAUCAGAAAAGUCACACAGGCGAGAGGCCAUUUCCAUGUUCCGAGUGUGAAAAAAGUUUUUUAAAGAAAUCACAUCUUAUUAAACAUCAGAGAACUCACACAGGGGAGAAACCAUUUCCAUGCUCUGAGUGUGGGAUGUGUUUUAAACAAAAUUCAGAUCUUGUUGAACAUCAGAGAUUUCACACAGGUGAGAGACCAUUUCCAUGUCCUGAGUGUGAUAAAUGUUUUAGAAAGAAAUCAAAUCUUGUUCAGCAUCUGAGAACUCACACAGGGGAGAAACCAUUUCUAUGUUCUGAGUGUGGGAAACGUUUUCCAAUAAAGUUGGAUCUUGCUAAACAUCAGAGAAUUCACACAGGUGAGAGGCCAUAUCCAUGCUCUGAGUGUGAGAAAUGUUUUGCACAGAACUCCCAGCUAGUUGCACAUCUGAGACGUCACACAGGGGAGAGACCUUAUCCAUGCUCCGAGUGUGGGAAAUGUUUUUCAGACAAAUCACAUCUUAUUACACAUCAGAGAAGUCACACAGGUGAGAAGCCAUUUUGUUCUUGAAGAACCUGAAUUCUGCACAAUCUUUAAAGGAAAGCCAAUUCUUGCUACUCAUCAGAAUUACACACAAUUGAAGAGCAAUCCACCCCUGUAUCCUCUUAUUUCAUUAUCAUCCAAAUAUGGGGAAAACAUUUUACUCUGAAAUGUUUUACUUUUCUAAAAAAUAGUGGCUUGAUAUUAAUUAUUUAUAGUGAUUAAUUGGAUCCUUUUAUUAUGUAUCUUAUGUGUUUUAAUAAAUGUUUCUAUUAUCUGUCCAUUAAUAGAUUAUUGACCUAUUAGUUAAUUUCUGGAGCGCUGGUUACUUAUUGUCCAAUACAAAUUGUCUAGUUAUCAGCGGCAGCUGCAGCGCCGUCCAAAGUGUGUAGGGGGAGCUGGCCAGGACAUAUGAACAUACAUGAAAAGUUGUAUGUAACAUACAGUACUGUGAAAAAGUUUUAGACAGGUGUGGAAAAAAAUACUACAAAGUAAGAAUGCUUUCAAAAACAGAAGUAUUAAUAGUUUAUUUUUAUCAAUAAAAUGCAAAGUGAAAGAACAGAAGAUAAAUCUAAAUCAAAUCAAUAUUUGGUGUGACCUCCCUUUGCCUUCUAAAUGGCAUCAAUUCUUCUAGGUACACUUGCACACAGUUUUUGUAGAAACAGUAUACAGCCGCAGGAUGAAGGAGGAAAGAUGGAGCCGAGGGGACAGGGCCUGACAAGAUGGAGAUAGAUGGGAUGGGGUGGAAGAGCAGGAAUGGUU
This is a messenger RNA of Pseudophryne corroboree (corroboree frog), 3141 nucleotides long. RefSeq names its product zinc finger protein 271-like. The record is from RefSeq and is a predicted model, not a curated record. Gene Ontology annotation, biological process: regulation of DNA-templated transcription. NCBI's taxonomy places the organism in Eukaryota, Metazoa, Chordata, Amphibia, Anura, Myobatrachidae. The transcript is spliced from 7 exons. The coding region runs from base 274 to 2409 and encodes 711 amino acids. Gene Ontology annotation, molecular function: DNA-binding transcription factor activity, RNA polymerase II-specific; RNA polymerase II cis-regulatory region sequence-specific DNA binding.